AUGGAAAAAGAGUUGGCUCAGGAAAAGGAAAUGUUGGAAAAGCGUUUGGCUGAUGAACAGGAAUUCCAACAGCGACGUCAACAACUUCGUGACCAGUUCAAAGAUACGAAAUUACCACUACAGUACGAGAGCGAUGAAGAUGCUGCAAAUGGAGCAGAAGGCAAUAACGGAGGAGAUAAUGUAAACAAAGUAUAUCAAUGGAUGCAAUCUUCUAUACCACAAGAUCCUCGCGGUGCGUAUCCCAAGGUACUGGCGCCUAAAGCGCACAAUAAGCUACACGUAUCCGAUGUAGUAGCAGAAAAUGUGGAAAAGGAAAGGAAAAUCAAUGUUGCAUUACCUAAACAGCAUUCGUUCGACACACAACUAAAAACCAAUCUCUCGUUACUGAAAGAGCAUUCGUUCGAUAAACAACCGGAAACUAUUGCUAGAGCACCGUCUGAUCCAACGCUUAAUAUGAAUCACAGAAACCAAACUGUAGAAAAUCAAAAUCAAGUGAAGUCAGUACCACCAACAGCAUCCACGAGAAUACUUCGUGAGCUCAUAGAGGACCCGGAAUACGAAGACGUUAAUUUGGAUGAAGCGAUACGUGAACGAGAAUUAACAGAGCAGGAAGCCGCUGUAAUCCGAAAUGUAUUGAGCCGUAGGAGACAAUACGGGUCGGGGUUGCCUCGAGAUGUUGUAUGCCGGGGUCCGACCAGGGAACAGCUAGCUGCGCGACAGGCCGUGUCUAAGAAUUUACCCGUAUUCAGGGGCGAGCCAGAGGUGUGGCCUCUAUUCAUCAGUUGUUAUGAAUAUACAACAGCAGCUUGUGGUUUUACUAACACCGAUAACCUGAAACGACUUCAAGACAGCUUGCAAGGAUUGGCGAAAGAAGCAGUGCAGAGCAGAUUACUACUACCCGAUUCGGUUCCAGAUGUGAUCGAGGAUCUUCGGAAACUAUUCGGCAGUCCGGAGAAACUUCUCAAAUCGCUGAUAGCGAAAGUACGCAGAACACAAUCUCCUCGUUUAGACAGACUGGAAACAUUCCUUUAUUUUGGGAUCACCGUGAAACAGUUGUGUGAUCAUCUUGAAGCGGCAGGUUUACAUGAUCACUUAAACAACCCAAUGCUAGUCCAGGAGUUAGUUAGAAAGCUUCCUUCAGAAUACAAAUUAGAUUGGGUACGCUUCAAGCGUGGCAAAGUAGGAGCUCCACUAAGAAUAUUUACAGAUUUCAUUAGCGAGAUAGUGUCUGAAGUAUCUGAAGUAGCUGAUUUUGAAACUGGUGAUAAGAUCAUUAUAGAACGGGGAAAUCCCAAAGGAAAAAGGAAAGAGUUUGUCCAUACUCACAACACACGUAGCUCUGAAACUAAAAGCGAUUAUAAUCAAAGUCAUAAAAGUAAACGACCAUGCAUUGUCUGUAAAAGAACGGACCAUAAGGUGAGAUUCUGUGACGAUUUCGCCAAGUUGAAUCUGCAGGAAAGGUUUAAAAUUGAUGAAACUAACAAGCUUUGCCAAUUGUGCUUGUGUGAGCACGGUAAAAGCAAAUGCACUUAUAACGUCCGCUGCAAUGUGAGGAACUGCAAAGGAGGGCAUCAUUCAUUACUCCAUAGAGUAGACGAAGUGGGGCAAGUCACUCGAGUUCAGUUCAACACGCAUGUUUGCGCAGGUCGUUCCGUAAUUUUUCGAACCAUUCCAAUCACACUUUAUUAUGGCAAAACUGCAGUUGAUUCCGUUGUAUUUUUGGAUGAAGGGGCAUCCACAACCCUGACCGAGAGUGCUGUCGCAGCUCAGCUUAGUGCAAAAGGUAUUCCCGAGCCACUGAUAGUCAUGUGGACAGCAAAUAUAAAGCGAUAUGAAAACGAUUCCAGAAGGCUGAAUCUUUCUAUUUCUGCCAGGAAUUCGACAGUUAAAUAUUCGCUAUGCGCAGUUCGGACGGUGAAAGAAUUGGUAUUACCACAACAAUGUCCACGUUUCCAGGAAAUCGUUGAGCGCUACGAGCAUUUGCAUGGCAUUCCUGUAGUUGAUCACAAUAGUGAUGUACCGAGAGUUCUUAUAGGUCUAGACAAUUUACACCUAUUCGCGCCUCUUGAAUCUCGUAUAGGAGCGCCAGGCGAGCCAAUCGCUGUACGUUCUUUACUCGGUUGGACGAUCUAUGGUCCGGAGGAUAAACGAAUAUCAUCAAAAGCGUAUAUUAAUCAUCAUGUUAUCCAGGCGAUCAGUAAUCAAGAUAUACAUGACUUGUUCCAAAUACAAUAUAAACUAGAUGAAGGUGGCAUUUCUGGCGUAACGCAACCGGAGUCGGGCGAGAUAAUUCGAGCCCGAGAAAUUUUAGAACGUACAACCAAACGCAUAGGAGAUCGCUUCGAGACGGGAUUGAUCUGGAAGCAUGACAAUCCAACCUUCCCAGAUAGCUACUUUAUGGCAUUUAAACGAAUGAAGGCGCUAGAGAAUAGAUUGUCAAAAAACCCUGAAUUACAGCAAAAUAUUUUUGAUCAAAUCAGGAACUAUCAAAAGAAAGGUUACUGUCAUAAAGCCUCCAACGAUGAGCUGAAAAAUACAGACCCUUCCAAAGUAUGGUAUUUACCACUAAAUGUGGUCCUCAAUCCCAAAAAGCCUAGUAAGGUGCGCUUAGUUUGGGACGCAGCGGCGGUAGUCGAUGGAAUGUCGUUAAAUACGAAUCUAUUAAAAGGUCCUGAUUUACUCACAUCACUUCCUGCCGUUAUCAGCAAAUUUAGAGAACGUCGAAUUGCCGUGGGAGGUGACAUAAAGGAAAUGUACCAUCAAAUACGAAUCAUAGAAUCUGAUAAACAAGCGCAGCGAUUUUUGUUUCGAUUCGAUACCACGACCAUGCCAGAUGUUUACAUAAUGGAUGUGGCAACGUUUGGGUCACCUAGCUCCCCCUGUUCAGCACAAUUUAUAAAAAAUAAAAACGCUAAGGAAUAUGUUUCUCAGUACCCAGACGCAGUGAUGGCGAUCAUCGAUCGCCACUACGUCGAUGACUAUUACGACAGUGUCGACACGGAGGAAGAUGCCGUGCAGCGCGCAUCUGAUGUUCGUUUCAUCCUUUCCAUGGCGGGUUUCCAAAUUAGAAAUUGGACGUCGAAUUCACGGAAAGUGCUCCGUGCUCUAGGUGAGAACAAAACUGAACACCUGGUUCAUUUCCACCUGGAUAAAACGGCCGAAAAUGAACGAGUACUUGGUAUCGCUUGGGAUCCAAUCAAUGAUGUUUUGUCGUUUCUGGCUCCCUCCAAGGAGCACUGCAGUUCAAAUGCCCAUGAAGUAAAGCGUUCUACGAAACGCAUUGUGCUUAGCACGGUAAUGUCUCUCUUCGAUCCGAGGGGUUUGUUGGCACCUGGGAAAAAUGUUGUCCUGGGAAAAAUGUUGAUCCAGGAUCUCUGGCGUACAGGGUGUGAAUGGGAUCAGCCUAUAGCCGGGAAAAAUUACGAAAAGUGGAUCCAGUGGAUGUAUCUGAUCAUGGACAUAGGCGAAAUAAAGAUUCCGAGAAGUUAUUUCGGUAACGUUCAUUCAAACGACUUUGGAUCGAUCCAACUACAUGUUUUUACCGAUGCCGGAGAGAGUGCCUACGGAUGCGUAGGUUUUUUGAGGAUAAUAGUUGAGGGAAUCGUUAAGUGCUCGCUGAUAGUGGCGCGUUCCAAAGUUGCGCCCUUGAAGCAACUUUCAAUCCCACGCUUGGAACUGCAAGCCGCAGUAUUGGGAGCUAGAAUGGCGACGACAAUUCGGCAAAAUCAUUCUCUAAAUAUUCAACAAAUGUUCUACUGGACUGAUUCGCAGACAGUAUUGUCUUGGAUCAAAUCCGACCAACGACAAUACAAACAAUUCGUCGGAUUUAGAAUUGGAGAGAUACUCAGCCGUACAAAAAUAUCGGAGUGGAACUGGGUACCUACGAAGCAAAACAUUGCAGAUUUGCUAACGAAGUGGUCUCGAUCUCCUGAUUUAUCACCGGGAAGUUCGUGGUUCCGGGGGCCCAACUUUCUCUAUUCGGUCCAGGACAGUUGGCCAAAACAGCGUGAAACGUCUGCUAACGUCAAAACAGAAAUGAAGGCGAUUCAUUUGUUCCACGAAAUAAUUCUACAAAAAAAUUUAAUUAAUUUCGAUAACAUAUCCAAAUGGAUCGUCUUAGUACGGACCGUAGCAUGUGUAUUAAGGUUCAUUUCCAAUUGCAGAAGAAAAUCUCGAAAUGAACCGAUCGAAAGUUUCAAAGCAACCAAGCAACAAGAGAAAAUAAUAAUCUGCGACUGUCUGCGAGUAAACAACAACAAACCCAACAGUACAUCCCUGGCUCUUACUUUGCUAUAA
Toxorhynchites rutilus septentrionalis is the source of this 4296-nucleotide messenger RNA. RefSeq lists its product as uncharacterized. Lineage: Eukaryota; Metazoa; Arthropoda; Insecta; Diptera; Culicidae. The transcript has a single exon. Bases 1 to 4296 code for a protein of 1431 amino acids. The record is from RefSeq and is a predicted model, not a curated record.